GAAUUUUGUAAACGUUUUUGACAUUCAUAAGCAUGCCUUAAGUCGCAUCUAAACUGAAUAAAUAAAUUUUGAUUGAUUGAUAAUGACUUCAGAAAUUGAAUUACUUAACUUUUGACAAGCUUCAAAUAAUUUCUAUACUAGUAUUAAGAAUGCUUUUUCUAUUAUGAAGUAAUAAAAAACUUUUGAAGCAUCAGCAGUAUUUAAAAUACAGCAUAGCAGAUGCUGGGGUUCCGUUUCCGGCAUCAGAACUGUCAACACCGUAGUGAUAAACUCCGAGUAUUAUUAAGUGAAAUAAAAUAGUAAACGUAAUUUGUGGCUGCUAGUAUCCGUCGAUACAGUACUGGGACCUCUGGAAGUGACUAAAAAACAAACAGGGAAGUGUGAUCACUGGAAUCCACCGUAAAUCUACAACCACAAUAUCAACUAUUGUAUUGGAGGUUAGAAAACACAAAAACAACAAAUUGUUACUCAGUGACACUUGCCGUAAACGUCAAGUAAUCUGACAUAUCAAACAGUGUUGCCAUUUGUGAGAAAUAUUAUAUAGCCAUAUUCUACUAUUACGUUCCGCUACACGUAAACAACAAAUAUAAGAUGGAAGGUCAAUUCCAAAUAUUAUUUGAAAAAAUUAAAUUAGAGAUGCAUAGUCAAAACGCUGAAUUGAAGGAGUCUAUAACAAAUAGUAUUAUGGAAAAAAUAGAUGAUAAACUAAUCCCUAUAAUAGAAGAAAAUAAUAACCUGAAAACUAAAGUAGAAAAACUAGAAAAAGAAAUAGAUUAUCUUAAGAGGUCUGAGAAAAACAAUAAUAUUAUUAUAUUCGGCUUAGACGAAAACGAAAAAUCCUCUUAUGAAUUAAUCUUAAAGCUCAAAGAUACCUUCAAUCAAGAUUUAAAUAUUAAAACGGAAGAAUAUGAUUUCAACAAAACUUUUCGCUUAGGAAAAAUAAAGAAAGAGAGCAACAAACCGAGACCGAUACUGUGCUCGUUUACAAGCAACUGGAAAAAGACUGAAAUUUUGAAAAAUAAAAACAAUCUAAAAACUAUACACAUUGCGGAAGAUUACUCAAAGGAUGUGUUACAAAAAAGAAAGGAGCUGCAAGCCAAGUUAACUGAAGAGAGACAAAAGGGCAAUAUAGCAUAUCUGAAAUACGACAAACUUAUUGUAAAAGAGAACAACUACAGCCAAGAGAAAAGGAAAAGGGAAAUAUCCGCUUCACCCUCUUCAGGUAACAAUCAACCAAAAAAGCAACAAACCGAAAACGCAAUGAAGACUAACAGGACAAAUGCUUUUGAUCUAAUGCGAUACAGAUCCAGCUCCUUAUCGAACAUGCCUAUUACUAAUAAAAACCAAUAGCAACUCAAGAACGACAAACGGAAACCAAAACCAAACAAUAAAACAGCCAACAAAGAAACAAAAAACAACGAACUCCCCCAAGCCGACUGGUCCUCGAGGGGGAAAGCGACCACAACCCUCCAACAUAUAAAGACAACAACCACCAAAAAUUAGUAAUUUACAUAGCAUCCCUCAAUGUACACCUUGAGAAAAGAAGAAAAUCUUACGGAACUGAAUAGAAAAGGUUGGAGGAGGCCUUUGCCGACUGGCAAACAGAU
Molecule: messenger RNA, 1607 nt
Organism: Pieris rapae (cabbage white)
Lineage: Eukaryota; Metazoa; Arthropoda; Insecta; Lepidoptera; Pieridae
Exons: 1
Coding region: 592-1350 (252 amino acids)
Source: RefSeq, a predicted model, not a curated record